AUGUUAGAUUUAGAGAAGGCUUUAACUUCUGCUGAUUUAGAAAUAUUAAACGAAAUUAUAACUUUGGCAGAAGAAAAAGCAAAGCAUAUGUACAGACAUGAACAAACUUGUAUUAGUUUGAGUGAGAAAGAAAUUUUUUCUGAAUUUAAGAAUGCAUUUAAGGCUUAUACUAAACGUUGCAUGGACACACCUCGAUAUGCUUGUGUAUCGUGUGAGAGACUUUGUUAUAAAAAAAAUGUGUCUCAAUUUAAUAAGUUUAAAGUACAAAUGGCUGAAUCUCCAUUUAUAAAAGAUUUAAUGGCGUAUAUAGAAAAACACGAUAUUCAACCAGAAUAUAUCUGCGAUUACUGUCAACGAAAAUUUCGUGAUGGAGUUUUACCUGGAUAUAGUGUUUUAAAUAAUCUCUUUGCACAUAAUGUACCUGAUGAAAUAGCAUCUCUUAAACAAUACGAAAAAAUGCUUAUACAAAGAGCUAAGGCAUUUCAAACUAUUGUUAAAAUGGGAACUGUUAUUAAUAAAAAAUUGCCCCAAAGGCAAAUGGUGCAAAAAGCAAAAGGUAGAACAUUUCAUUUACCACUUCCUCUACAAGAAACAUUGAACAAAUUAUGUAAAAGUACCGAUCCAAUAAAUAAAAAUCAUGAAAUUAUUUUAGUUAGAGGUGUUCCGACAAAUUCCAAAAUUAUUUGGGAAGACAUAGAAUUAAAUAAUCCGGAAUUUGUAAUACAAGACAUAGAAAAUGAUAAAGAAUCUGUUUUGUAUGACAAUCACAAAUUGCGCCCAAAAAUUGAAAUGCAAGAAACAGAAAAUAACGAAGCAAUUUUAAACGAUAAGUGUCAGGCUAUGUUAACUCAGAUUGAUGAGAGUGAUGAUAGUUAUUAUGAUCAAUAUACUAUUUACCCUUUAUAUGAAAAAAAGUCACAUAAGAGUGACACCGUUUUAUACCAAAUGUUAAAAAUUCAGGCAUUGCCUUUGGAUAACCGUGAAAAAGAUUUAGAUCUAUUGUGUUUCCCAGACUUGUAUCCUUUUGGUACUAAUGGACAACAUGAAACUAGGCCGGUUAAACUUCAUGACCAUGAAUUUAUUAAAUGUCGUUUGAAAUCUAAACAUUCGCAAUACAGAUUAAAUCAACAAUAUUUAUUUUAUUUAUUAAAUAAUGCGAAUAUGCGUCAAUUAAGUCGUGGUAUUUACCAUAAAUUGAAUGUAACUAAAUUGCGAGACCGUUAUACGGUUAAAGAAUAUUUAGAAGCAUUGCAUAAAAAAUUAUUAGAAUCGGAUUUGAAUACAAUUUUUUCCACUCUAAGAAAUACAGAACAAUAUUGGCGUAGACCAAGAAGUGAUUUAGAGUGUAUGAUACAACAUUACGGACCUGCAACAUUUUUUAUAACAUUGAGUCCUAGUGAAUGGUUGUGGGACGAUUUAGGUGAAUAUAUUCAAGUAAAUGGAUGGUCUAAUGAUUCCUCUUUAUCUACUAGUGUUCUUAUUGCUAGAGAUCCUGUAUCAACAUCGAGAUUUCUUGAUAAUAAGUUUCAGACGAUGCUUGAUUUUAUUUGUUCCAAAGAUCAUCCAAUUGGAGAAGUAAUACAUUACUUCUGGCGACGAGAAUAUCAAGGUAGAGGUGUACAACAUCUUCAUCUAUUAGUUUGGAUUAAAAAUGCGCCCAUUCUUGGUAAAUCUCCUGCGGAAGAAGUUUCUAAAUUUAUUUUACAACAUAUAACGUGUGAAUUACCGAACAAAAUAUCUUCACCAACAUUAUAUAGGCGAGUUAAUACGCAUCAACGACAUAUACAUAACGACUAUUGUCUUCGUUCUAAGAAAAAAGGGCGUAAAGUUUAUCGUGUAUGUCGUUUUGAUUUUCCUCGUCCUUUUACCGACAUGUUGAUUUUGAGAGAUGUUGUAAGUUCGAUAGCAGGUAGAAAACAAUUUAAACAUAAAAGUAGACUUUAUGACCUUUCACGAACAGAAGAUGAACAGAAUAUAAAUGAUUAUAAUCGCAUCAUACUUACUGUUUGGGAAGGAAAUAUGGAUAUACAAUUUAUUGGUGACAACACAAGGUUGCUUACGUAUUAUGUUACUAAGUAUGUGAAUAAAGCAGCAAAAUGUGAAUUAUCUGAUACUGUUCUUAAUAGCAUAAAUAAUAAGAACAAAUCAUUGGCGAGCUAUCUUUGGAAUAUUGCUUUGCGACUCACUAAUAAUAGAGAAUGUGGAGCUCUUGAAGCAGCUGAUACAUUGUUAGGUAUUCCUCUAUAUGGAACUGAUAGAAACACAACUAUUAAGUGGUUAGAUGUUAGUCAGAUACGAUAUAGAAAAGUCAAAAGUUAUAAAGAAAUUCAAGUUCUUGAUGGAGAUUCUACUGACAUAUUUUGUCCAUCUGUAAUAGAUAGUCAUUAUCCAAAUAGACCGGAAGAAUUUGAAACGAUGUCUUUAUACGAAUUUGUACAGUGGCAUGACGUAACGAAAAUUAAACCAACAAGUAAAAAAAUUGUAUAUCAUAAAAUGAGUAAUGGUUAUUAUUUGAAACGGCGACAACGUGAAUGUCUUAUCAAUCACUAUAGAUAUGAUGUUAAUACGCAACCGGAAAAUUAUUUCUUUUCAUUACUUCUUAUGUUUAAACCAUGGCGGAAAAUACAAGAUCUUAAAAAUGGAUAUGAUACUUAUGCAGAAUCAUUUCACAAUAACGAAUUAUAUCUUGAGAAAGCAUUGGAGUAUCAUGAAAAAUCAGAGGAAUCAAAAAAUGCCCUUGAAAUUGCGAAGCAAUUACUUCAACAACAUCUCGAUGACUUAGAAAAACAGAAUACGUCUCAAGAUGAUCCUGACAAUCCAGUAGGUGUACAAAAUAUUCAUGCUGGUGAUGCGAUGCAGGAUUUUAAGGAUCUUGGUGAUAAACAGGAAAUCGAUAUAUCCGAAAUGAUUUCAAGAUUGAAUGCGGAUCAAAAAAGAAUAUUUGAUAGAGUUACUGAUACCAUAACAUCAGGUAAAUCAGUACUACGAUUGUAUGUUAGUGGAGAAGGAGGUACUGGCAAAAGUUUUUUAAUUAAAACAAUCAAAUGUUGGUUAAAACAAAAUCUCAAGAAGGAUACUGCCGUAGCAGCACCUACUGGUAUAGCAGCGUUUAAUAUAGACGGUUUGACAGUUCACAGAUUAUUGCAAUUACCCGUUGAGCAUGGCCAUACUCCUAAGUAUAAGCCAUUAGCUAAUCACGUUUUGAAAGUUUUACGAGCAGAUCUUAAAGAUUUCGGUCAAAAGCAUAUUCUUUUAUUUGGAGAUCUGCUUCAGUUACCUCCUGUACAUGAAGAUUCUGCCUUUAUACAAUUAACAGCUGAGAACAUUCGUAAAUAUCUUGGUUCUUUAAGUGCUACUAAUCUAUGGACUUUGACUAUGAUGAACUGA
Molecule: messenger RNA, 3387 nt
Organism: Trachymyrmex cornetzi
Lineage: Eukaryota; Metazoa; Arthropoda; Insecta; Hymenoptera; Formicidae
Exons: 3
Coding region: 1-3387 (1128 amino acids)
Biological process (GO): DNA repair; telomere maintenance
Molecular function (GO): DNA helicase activity
Source: RefSeq, a predicted model, not a curated record